GUUUUGAAAGAGACUUAAUUUUCAUUUCAUUAGCCAUUCAGUUGAGUGAAUGCUUUGUGAUGUGACACACAAUCAACUCAUCAUUUGUUAGCUUUUCUUAUACUUUGAGUUCACAUUUGUUUGCAUCGAUUGCAGUGUUUGUUGUGUUGACCACUCUUUCAGUUGAUUUGAUUUGGUUUUGUUGUCAUCACAUCUCAAGACAUGACACUAAUAGAGACGAUCGCAUUGGUGGCCACAAUCAUCACUAUUAUCUCAUUCCUCAGUGGACUAUCCAUUUGUCUGAAUAUCUACCGGAAAGGAUCCACUCAUGAGUUCUCGUCCAUACCAUUCAUAGCCGGAGUCUUGUGUUGCACUCUUUGGUUAAGAUAUGGUUAUAUGCUUUCGGAUGAGACCAUGAUUUUUGUCAAUACCAUCGGCCUAUCACUGCAAGCCUUUUAUCUGAUCUGGUUUUACGCCUUUACCAUCAAACGAAGUCAACUCAACAAACAAAUUGGUUUCUUAUUAUCACUGCUGGUGUUGGCGUAUAUGGUGGUGGAGUCGCGAUCGGAUCCCACGUAUUUGGCCGGACUCUUGGCCUGUAUCUCAUCGCUGGUGUUCUGCGCGGCGCCGUUGGCUUUGGUCCGCGACGUCGUCCAGUCCAAGAGCUCCGAGAAGUUGCCAUUCAUUCUCAUUAUAUCGUCGUUUAUGGUGACUAUUAUGUGGUUUCUGUACGGACUGGUCAUCAAAGAUCAGUUCGUGUCCGUCACUAACGGUAUCGGAGCCCUCAUUAACACCGUUCAGUUGUCUCUGUUUGUCAUUUAUCCAAAUAAAGCCAAAACACAGUAAUUUAAGUAUUUACUGAACAAUGCAUUUGAUUUGCUCAACUAAUGCUAUUUUCUGAGUUUAUAAUAAAAUUCAGUUAUUUUUCUUAUGUUUUCUAUAUUUUUUAGUGCCA
Messenger RNA from Oppiella nova, 934 nucleotides. The record is from the annotation of a GenBank genome assembly. Lineage: Eukaryota; Metazoa; Arthropoda; Arachnida; Sarcoptiformes; Oppiidae.